This is a messenger RNA of Epinephelus moara (kelp grouper), 2456 nucleotides long. It is a transcript of the gene nfia, whose product is annotated as nuclear factor I/A. Gene Ontology annotation, biological process: regulation of transcription by RNA polymerase II. The transcript is spliced from 12 exons. NCBI's taxonomy places the organism in Eukaryota, Metazoa, Chordata, Actinopteri, Perciformes, Serranidae. The record is from RefSeq and is a predicted model, not a curated record. Gene Ontology annotation, cellular component: nucleus. Gene Ontology annotation, molecular function: DNA-binding transcription factor activity, RNA polymerase II-specific; RNA polymerase II cis-regulatory region sequence-specific DNA binding. The coding region runs from base 92 to 1603 and encodes 503 amino acids.
UGGUAUGGAGCGGGCUACAUGUUGCCCAACAUGCCAGUGCAAAUGUUUUCUCAAUUAGGUGUCUUAUCUCCGGUGAGCGCACUCGCAUCAGAUGAAGCUUGCUGACAGCGUAAUGGCAGGGAAAACCUCGGAAGGCUCCAUCAAAUGGCAGCUCUGCUACGACAUCUCAGCCAGGACCUGGUGGAUGGAUGAAUUCCAUCCUUUCAUCGAAGCCCUGCUGCCCCACGUCCGGGCCUUCGCCUACACAUGGUUCAACCUGCAGGCCCGCAAGAGGAAGUACUUCAAGAAGCACGAGAAGCGCAUGUCCAAGGAGGAGGAGCGCGCCGUGAAGGACGAGCUGCUGGGCGAGAAGCCCGAGGUCAAACAGAAGUGGGCGUCACGCCUCCUGGCCAAACUGCGCAAGGACAUCCGGCCCGAGUUCAGGGAGGACUUUGUGCUGACGGUGACGGGGAAGAAGCCGCCGUGCUGCGUGCUGUCCAACCCCGACCAGAAGGGCAAGAUGAGGAGGAUCGACUGCCUGCGCCAGGCAGACAAAGUGUGGAGGCUGGACCUGGUCAUGGUGAUUUUAUUCAAAGGGAUUCCCCUCGAAAGUACUGACGGGGAGAGGCUGGUAAAGUCUCCUCAGUGUUCGAACCCCACCCUGUGUGUGCAGCCGCAUCACAUUGGAGUUUCAGUCAAGGAACUGGAUCUCUACCUGGCCUAUUUCGUGCACGCAGAAGCUGGCCAAUCAGAAAGCCCCAACCAGGCCAGCGAAUCAGAUAUCAAGGAACAGCCAGAGAACGGUCAUCUUGGUUUUCAGGACAGCUUUGUGACGCCCGGCGUCUUCACGGUGGCCGAGCUCGUACGAGUCUCUCAGACACCAAUCGCAGCCGGUACCGGUCCUAACUUCUCAUUGGCCGACCUGGACAGCUCCUCUUACUACAGCAUGAGUCCAGGAGCCAUGAGGAGACCGCUGCCGAGCACCUCCUCCUCCAGCUCUGCCAAGAGGAUAAAGUGUAUGGAAGAGGACGUGGACAGUCCAGGCGAGGAGUCCUACUACCCCAGUCAGGGUCGGUCUCCGGGCAGUGGCAGCCAGGCCAGCAGCUGGCACGACGUGGAGCCAGCUGGAUAUAAGCUGCGUGGCUCUCUAGCUAGCUCAUUCAUCUCCCGACAAGCGAGCCCCCAUGCUCCCCCCUCCAGCCUCCACUUCUCCUCCUCCCCCAUCCUGCAGCAGCCCGGCUCCUACUUCUCCCACCCGGCCAUCAGGUAUCACCCGCAGGAGACGCUCAAGGAGUUCGUCCAGCUGGUCUGUCCUGACUCCGCCCAGCAGGCCGGACAGGUGGGCUUCCUCAACCCCAAUGGUAGCUCCCAAGGAAAGGUCCACAACCCUUUCCUGCCGACGCCCAUGCUGCCUCCCCCUCCGCCUCCCCCGAUGGCCCGUCCCGUCCCGCUGCCCGUCGACGCCAAGCCGCCCUCCACCUCCUCCACCGAGGGCGGAGGCAACUCGCCCACCUCGCCCACCUACUCCACCCCCACUUCAUCUCCAGCCCAGCGGUUCGUCAGCGUCGGACCCAGAGACCCCGGCUUUAACAUCCCUCAGCAACCACAGUGGUACCUGGGAUAAGGACUCCAGAGGCCCCUCCCCCCUCCACCCACCUGUACGACAGAUCGCUGCAGCCUCCUCCUCGACCUUUGACCUUUGAUGCCAGCUGCGACAGAGAGUCCUUUCUUGCCCCGCCCCUACAACCCUCGUCCUCCUCCCCCCUCUGCGCCUGACUCCACCCCCACCAGCGCCAUACACAGACUCAGCAGCAUCAGCAUGGCUACAGCGGAUCAAACGCACCCCAGCCCCGGUGUUAAACACACACUCUAUAAACUGUACGUCAUAGACUUCCCUGUAGACAUAUGGUUCAUAUGUCGAUGUCCAUAUAUAGUGCCAGACCCUGCCCCCCCUCCACCCCCCACCCCAAAACCAGAAAGAAGAAAUUUGUGGGGGGAUUGAGCCUUUAAUUUUUGGGAAUGCCGUAAGGCUGAAUCACAGAGCUUCCCCUCUGGAGAAACUACAUACCCACCCUCCCAUCAUCCUCCACAGUGUGUGCAUCCAGUGGACUUACAGCGGUACAAUGCCCUCCACCCACCAUCCGACCCCCUCAGUCCAGGUGGAUCCCGAUGGCCUGGGGUUGGUUUGGUUGGUGGGACCGGAGGGGAUGCGCUGUGGGUGGGGGAGAGGGGAGGUGUUACCUGGCUCAGAUACCACCAGCUAAUACCCCCGACCCCCUGCCUGAGCCCUCACACACCUCCUGGGAUGGACUCCACCCCCACUUGACCCCGCCCCCCUGGUUGGUGGCAUGUCAGGGAGGGAGGAAGUCGACAAGGCUCUUUCCAAGGACAUGGACCAGUGCUUAAUGGAAAGAGCUGCCCUGAUGGGGAGGUGGUGCGGGCACAAACAGACGCCCUGCCUGUUUCACAAUAACAAC